This is a messenger RNA of Danio aesculapii, 6351 nucleotides long. It is a transcript of the gene cuzd1.1, whose product is annotated as CUB and zona pellucida-like domains 1, tandem duplicate 1. The transcript has a single exon. Lineage: Eukaryota; Metazoa; Chordata; Actinopteri; Cypriniformes; Danionidae. Gene Ontology annotation, molecular function: nucleic acid binding; aspartic-type endopeptidase activity; zinc ion binding. Gene Ontology annotation, biological process: proteolysis; DNA integration. The record is from RefSeq and is a predicted model, not a curated record. Bases 1 to 5214 code for a protein of 1737 amino acids.
AUGGCUGAACUAGAAGAAUUAAAGAAACAGUUUGAAGAAAUGCAAAGACGGUUCGGUGAGCCGUCUGGCAUGUUAGAGCAAGCCAGAGCCGAACAGAGAGAGGCACUUUCUCUUGCUAAAAUUGUUAUUGAACAACAAGCUGCUGCGCAGAAAGCACCAUCUACUGUGUACAUCCCAAGGGAUCGUAAACUUCCAGAGUUCAGUGGAUGUCGUUCUAAGCCUGGCGAGUUAACUAUAGAAGAAUGGAUAAGUUCAAUGAAGUCCGCCUUCAAGGUGAUGAAAAUUCCUGAAGAAGACAGAAUUGAGUUUGUUAAGCAGUGCUUAAAAGAUGAAGCAAAGAUGACAGUCAAGUUUAUGCUGAACGGAAAAGAGAAGUCAGUGGAAGAGAUUUUCGAUGCUUUGGAUCAGACUUAUGGGGACAAACUUCCCAUUGGCAGCAGGCUGAAAGAAUUUUAUGACCGCAAACAAAUGCCUGGAGAAACCAUCCGUUCAUAUGCAUAUGAUUUGCAAGAGAAGCUGAGUAUCAUUCAGAGCAGAGAUCCAUCUAGAAUUCCUGAUGCUGAUGGCGUACUGAAGGAACAGCUCGUGCUAGGCCUCAAAGAUGAUUCACUACGGCGUGAAAUGAAAAGGAGAGUUAAGGCUGAGAAAGAUCUGACAUUCAUCCAGCUUAUGCAAGAAGCUAUAACUUGGUCAGAAGAAGAGGAACUUCAAGUUCCAAGUAAUCUGAGAUCCAGUAAUCGUUCACGUGGUGUUGUUCAUGCUACCUCUGCGACAGAGAGCUCUACAGUCCCUCUAACCCUAGAGUCACUCCAUGAAGCUGUUCAACAGAUUGCUGCCCGACAGGAAGAAUUGUUUCAGAUAGUCAACAGCAAAGAAAAAGUGAAACCUCUUGUAAAAGAGAACAAGAUGAAAAGUGCACCUUUAAAAGAUAGUGAAGGGAGAUACAUCUGUUAUACGUGUGGUAAGCCAGGACACACAAGCCGACGUUGUCUUCAGAACAAAGAAACCUCUAAAACUCACACAGCAGAGAGGGAAAAGACAGCAGACCGAGACACUUCAGUGCUAGAGAGCCCAGGUCCAUCUGUCAUUCGAAGUCAUACUGCAGACUGUGAUACAAAGAAUGUUUCUAAGUCCCUUUGUGAGAGUGCUUUUGGAGACUGUCUGACCAUUGAAGUGAGAAUUGCAGGUAUCAGUACUAUUUGUCUCUUGGAUACAGGAUCAGAAGUCACUACUAUCACUGAGUCACAUUUUAAGAAUCACUUUGGAGAAGCUGUGUUGUCUUCUGCCAACUGGGUCCGUCUCACAGCAGCAAAUGGCCUGGACAUUCCCAUCAUAGGUUGUCUAGAAGCAGACAUAGAGUGCAUGGGGAAGAAGUUACAUGGAAAAUGUGUGUUUGUAAUUAAAGAGACUGAAACCCACGGAACAGAGUUGAAUAGAUUGCCUGGCAUCAUUGGGAUGAAUGUGUUGAGUGAACUUAAAGAUCUGUUCAUGACUACUGGAGAUGUGAAGAAGAUGAACAGAUAUAGUUGUGGUUUUAAGGAGGCAAGGGUCCAACGAGUGCUGGCUAACAUAAAGAUGCAGACUGAGACAUUAAGCUGCAACGAUAAGAUUGGCUUCGUAAAAGUUGCUGGCAAGCAAGCAAUUACUAUCCCUCCAUUUAGUGAGCGUGUUUUGGAAGGCCGCUGUAGAAUACCACCAAAAGUAAGCUGUCAAGUGUUGGUGGAGGCCUCUUCAAAUGUCAGCUUGCCUAAAAGUGUACUGAUCGCUAAUGUGCUCGCCAAAUCCGCCGAUGGUAAAGUUCCAGUCAGAGUCCUGAAUUCUAGUGAAAAAUCUGUAAAACUACUACCACGAUGUAGAAUUGCUGCGCUGUCCAAGCCGCAAGAAGUUGUGCAAAAAGAGCUUGUUGAGUUUGAGGAGAAGGAAGGUACCUUGCAUGUUAAAGCUGUACAGCAACAUCAGGUGAAUGUGGAUAUAAGUACCACAGAGCAACUGCCAGUUCCAGUUCAAAUGAAUUUAGAGAACCUCACAGAAACUCAACGCCGCACACUGCAGGAACUAUUGGUCAAGCACAGUGAUGUGUUUUCAAAGAAUGAUUGUGACUUUGGUUAUACAACCGCAGUUACACACAAUGUACUGACAGGAGAUGCCCCUCCUAUUAAGCAAAGACAUCGCAGAAUACCACCUCAGGUGUUUCAGGAAGUGAAAAAGCAUGUUCAGGAUUUGGUAUCUCAGGGUAUUCUCAGAGAAAGCUGUAGUCCGUGGGCAUCGCCAGCUGUGAUUGUAAUUAAGAAAGAUGGUAGCGUACGCUUUUGCUGUGACUACAGAAGAUUAAAUAAAGUGACUUGCAAGGAUGCUUAUCCUCUCCCUCGUGUGGAGGAAUCACUGGAUGCUUUGGGAAAUGCACAGCUGUUCUCCACCCUUGAUCUUACCUCUGGGUAUUUCCAAGUAGCAAUGAGUGAGGAGGAUAGAGCAAAGACUGCAGUAACCACUCCCUUUGGAUUGUUUGAAUGGACCAGGAUGCCAUUCGGGCUCUGUAAUGCUCCUGCGACAUUCCAGCGUCUGAUGGGUGUGGUGCUUGGAGAUCUAACUUUUGAUAUACUGCUCAUCUACCUGGAUGACAUUAUUGUUUUUUCAAAAGACUUCGAAAGUCAUUGUCAGAGACUGGAAAUAGUGUUCAACCGAUUGAGAGAGCAUGGUUUGAAACUAAAACCCAGCAAGUGUUUCCUCUUGAAACCCGAAGUGAAAUUCUUGGGUCAUCUAAUAUCCUCCCAGGGAAUAAAGGUGGAUGGAGAGAAAACUCAGGUGUUGGAGACAUGGCCUGCACCCUCAAAUGUCAAAGAGUUAAGACAAGUCCUUGGAUUUAUGAGUUAUUACAGGAGAUUCGUUCCUUGUUUUGCUCAGUUAGCCCGGCCUCUUCAUGCUCUGGUUGGUAAAGGAGGAAAAGGAAAAGUCAUUGAACCUUUUAACUGGACAACUGAAUGUCAGAUGGCAUUUGACAAACUCAAACAUUGUUUAAUGUCUCCUCCAGUCCUUGCAUAUCCGGAUUUCAGUCAGUCUUUUGUACUCACAACUGAUGGGAGUCUGCAUGGUCUUGGAGCCGUAUUGAGCCAGAGACAAGGAGAUGCUGAGCGUGUGAUUGCGUAUGCAAGUCGAAGUCUUCGUGGAUCGGAGAAGAACGACAAAAAUUACAGUGCUUUUAAACUAGAGUUGCUAGCUUUAAAAUGGGCUGUGACCGAGAAGUUUAAAGAAUACUUGAUCUACUCCAAGUUCUCUGUGAUUACAGAUCACAACCCUUUGCGCUACCUGGAAACAGCAAAUCUAGGAGCAGUUGAACAACGAUGGGUAGCUCAGUUGUCGGAGUUUGAUUUUGAAGUCUUCUACAAACCGGGACGACAAAAUACAAAUGCGGAUGUUCUUUCAAGGAUUCCAUCUGGAGAAGAGCCAGAGCAGGAAGACUCUGAUAAAGAUUUCAUUAAGAUGAAUUCAGAUGAAGUGCGCAUAUGCUUAUGGCCAGCCACUAAAAAGCAGCAGAGAGUACAAGCUUCAGUCCAAGUGUCUGUGGCAAGGAAAGUCCCUGGAUACAGCUGGAGUGAUCUAGAAGAGCAACAAAAGACAGAUUCUAAAAUAGCCCCUAUCUACCAUGCUGUUCUUAAAAACAAGAAUCUGAGCCCAGUUGAGCAGCGUAACAUGAAUGCUGAGUUAAAAAAGCUUGCUAAACAGUUCAUACGACUUGAGCUUAAAAAAGGAGUGAUGUUCCGUACCAUCCUUGAUCCUCGAGAUGGCGAAGAAAUUUGUCAAUUAGUGGUUCCAGAAUCUCUGCGUUACAAAGUCUAUGAGAGUCAGCAUGAUCAUUGUGGCCAUUUCGGAGAAAGAAGUACGCUAAAUCGCAUGAGACGGAGUUAUUAUUGGCCAACAAUGAGUAAAGAUGUUCAUAGCUGGAUCAAAGAGUGCAAGAGAUGUGCACUUGCAAAGGAUGUUUUCCCUAAGAUUCGAGCUCCAAUGACGUGCACUAAUGUAUCUGCACCUCUGGAAGUCCUUGCAAUGGAUUAUACUGUCUUAGAGGAAUCUUUGGGAGGAUACGAAAAUGUUCUCGUCUUAACUGACAUGUUCUCUCGUUUUACAGUGGCCGUGCCAACCAGGAAUCAAACUGCUCACACUACUGCAAAAGCACUUGUGCAGCAUUGGUUUGUACAUUAUGGCUGUCCUGCACGAUUACAUUCAGACCAAGGUCGUUGCUUUGAAGCCAAUGUCAUCAAAGAACUGUGUAGAGUCUAUGGAAUUGGAAAGAGUCGCACAACCCCGUAUCACCCCCAGGGUAACUCCCAGUGCGAACGAUUUAAUAGAACUAUGCACGACAUGUUAAGAACGUUACCCCUGGAAAAGAAAAAGAACUGGAAGGAGUAUCUACCUGAGUUAGUUAUGGCCUACAACAGUCGAACUCACACUUCAACUGGAUAUUCGCCAUUCUACUUAUUGUUCGGUAGAGAUGCUCGCAUGCCAAUGGAUAUCCUUAAUGGGAGAGACAUUGAGGACAGUGGAGUUGAUAAUCUUGAUGAUUGGGUGAAAAAACACCAUGACAGAUUGAAAACAGCUGUUGAAGUAGCCAACUCUGCAGCACAAGAGGCUUCAAGACAGAGAAAGAGAGCCUAUGAUCGCAAAUCACAUGGUGCACUCAUGAAAGCUGGAGAUCGUGUUCUGUUAAGAGAUCAUUCACACAGGGGAAGGAAUAAGAUCCAAGAUUAUUGGGAACCCUUACCUUACAUUGUAGUGAAACAAAAUCACACAGACACACCAGUCUACACUAUUCGCCCAGAGAAAGGAGGUCCGUGUAAAGUUGUACACAGAGAUCAACUUAGACACUGCACUUUUCAGUCAUCUUUACCACCUCGUACAUCUAGAAAUAAUUCUAGAGCACACACAGGUCAGGAACACACUGAUUCAGAGGAUCCUGAUAUUCUUGUAGUUCCUGUUACAUUUACACCAGCUACACUUCCAGACACACAAGAUAGAAGGGAAAGUGGGGAUGAAUCAGACACAGGUAUCAGAGAACAUGAUAAUGGAAUAUCAGCUGAAGAUUCAGUAGACCAGUCUGUAAGUUCAGGUGGUUCUGAAGCUGAAAGUGAAAACGAAAGCAUUCCUGAACCUAGACGUUCACAACGUUUGAACAAAAGUACUUUACCAGUUAGGUACAGAACUGAUUAUGUCUUUAAAUAAGUUAACGCAACUCUUGAAGCUUUAAGGUUUUGAAAGUGUCUUUUGAUAUGUAUCUUUGUCUCACUGAUUGAAAACAUUUAAUUGUUGUAAUGAUGUUCACACCUAAAGUGUUUACCUGCUAUUCUCUGUUCUUUAUUUCACAGGACUGAGUCGCUGAAAGGAGGUCCAGUGUUAUGGCAGGGUUUAGUAGGGGGGAAUGUAGGGGAUCUACAAAUCCGAUUAUGAGAGAACUUUUAUUUUGAAAUUUGACAUGGGCGCCGCCAUUACUUUCUCCGGUGUGUGUGUGUGACGAUCGCGGGCAGACACAGAGAGUGAGGGAAGAGAAAAAAAGCGAGUUGUGACAGCAGUGGUGAGCUUAUGAAGAUUGUGAUGUUUUAAAACUUUUUGAUCAACUUAAAAAGUUAACUGAUGAUAUACAUAAAAGCUAGAUUACAUUGCUUCUAAGUCUCGUUGAUUUUAAGUCUCCAUAUAGUUUAACGAGCUAGUUUUUAAUAGUGAUGCAGCAAGUUUUUCGACGUGCUCGUGAGUGAAGCGGAUUAACAAACCUGCUGUUGAAGUCAUUCGGGUUAUUCAGUGCUGAAGUUGAAUACUCCUGUGCAUUUUUGAGAUUUACAUCCGGAUUUUUGUUAGUUCAAACGAACUCAAAACGUAGUGGAUGAGUGGCUUAUUUUUGCGAGGAUUUUUGCAUUGGAAAGCAUCGUGUGUUCGUUGUGUUCUCUGGUUGAUUGCCGUUGGACUGGAUUGUGGCCUUGUUGGAUCGUGCUGUGAUCACGAGGGCAAUCGUUCGGGAUCAAAGAGUAAAAGGAACAUUACCCUGCCUUUCCAGACUCCUUUCAGCGCUCCGUCCUGGAAUCGAGGGUGGUGAUGUACAAUAUUUUGUUCACUUUUCCUUGAAUAUUGGUAAGACAUCUUUCUCUUUCAACAAGUACAAAAACAGAACUGUGCUUUAAGGAAACUUUCAUUUGAGAAACUGUGAAUUGUGCGUUUUCCACAAAGAGACUAAUUUGUUUGCCAGUCUAUGGACAUUUUGCCACGUGAAUGGACUGAGUAUAUUUUUUCAGAAUUUUGAAAGUGAAUUUCUAAUUUGAAGUGAACUUAUUUGAUCAACACUGAUUGUAAAUGUGAAACUUUUCAUUG